CCCGUCCCUCAGCCUCCCACUUCCGCUUCCGGAGCGGGUCGCGCGCGAGCGCAGCGGUGGGAGGCGGCGGCGAGCCGGUGAGUGCGGGCAGCGGGUGACCUGGUGCCCUCGGGCGGACGUCAGCCCAGCUUCGCCCUUGCCUCGGCUUCUCCGCGGUCUACUGUGAGACUCCGGUCGGCCCGGGCCCCGAGGGCCGCCCGCCCCGCACCCCUUCGGCCUGCCGUGGCUCAGGCCGCGCCCUACCUCCGCCGUCGGCCAGAACUCGCCGCGUCGGACCCUGCCGCUUGCCACAGGUCCCGCCCCCUUGUCAGAAAAACUUAGAGGGAUCCCUCAGGCCCAGACCAGGUUGAGGCCCCAGCCUUGGCCUCACCACAAUGUGGCACGAGGCUCGGAAACAUGAGCGGAAACUUCGAGGCAUGAUGGUCGACUACAAAAAGAGGGCAGAACGGCGCAGGGAGUACUAUGAAAAGAUCAAGAAGGACCCGGCCCAGUUCCUGCAGGUGCAUGGUCGAGCUUGCAAGGUGCACCUGGAUUCUGCAGUUGCCCUGGCCGCGGAGAGCCCCGUUAACAUGAUGCCCUGGCAGGGGGACACUAACAACAUGAUUGACCGCUUUGACGUCCGCGCUCACCUGGACCACAUCCCCGACUACACGCCCCCGCUGCUCACCACCAUCUCCCCAGAACAGGAGUCGGACGAGCGGAAAUGUAACUACGAGCGCUACCGAGGCCUGGUGCAGAACGACUUUGCUGGCAUCUCCGAGGAGCAGUGCCUGUACCAGAUCUACAUCGACGAGCUGUACGGAGGCCUCCAGAGACCCAGUGAGGAUGAGAAGAAGAAGCUGGCAGAGAAGAAGGCAUCCAUCGGCUACACCUACGAGGACAGCACAGUGGCCGAGGUGGAGAAGGUGACAGAGAAGCCGGAGGAGGAGGAGUCCCCGGCUGAGGAGGAGAGCAACUCGGAUGAAGAUGAGGUCAUCCCCGACAUCGACGUGGAGGUAGAUGUGGACGAACUGAACCAGGAACAGGUGGCAGAUCUCAACAAACAGGCCACGACCUAUGGCAUGGCCGAUGGAGACUUCGUCAGGAUGCUCCGGAAAGACAAGGAGGAGGCGGAGGCCAUCAAACAUGCCAAGGCCCUUGAGGAGGAGAAGGCCAUGUACUCGGGCCGUCGCUCCCGGCGCCAGAGGAGGGAGUUCCGGGAGAAGCGGCUGAGGGGCCGCAAGAUCAGCCCCCCCAGCUAUGCCCGCCGAGACAGCCCCACCUAUGACCCCUAUAAGCGGUCGCCCUCGGAGUCCAGCUCCGAAUCCCGCUCCCGUUCCCGCUCCCCGACCCCCGGCCGGGAGGAGAAGAUCACGUUCAUCACCAGUUUCGGGGGCAGCGAUGAGGAGGCGGCUGCAGCCGCAGCUGCAGCAGCUGCAUCAGGGGCUGCCACAGGGAAGCCCCCAGCGCCUCCCCAGCCUGGCGGCCCCGCACCGGGACGUAAUGCCAGUGCCCGCCGCCGCUCCUCCACCUCCUCCUCCUCCUCCUCCGCCUCGAGGACUUCCAGCUCCCGCUCCCGCUCCAGCUCCAGCUCCCGCUCCCGCCGAGGCGGGGGCUACUACCGCUCCGGCCGCCACGCCCGCUCCCGGUCCCGCUCCUGGUCGCGUUCCCGGUCCCGCUCCCGGCGCUAUUCUCGCUCACGCAGCCGUGGCCGGCGGCACUCAGGUGGGGGCUCACGAGACGGACACCGCUACUCCCGCUCGCCAGCCCGGCGUGGCGGUUAUGGACCCCGGCGCAGAAGCAGGAGCCGCUCCCGCUCCGGGGACCGGUACCGGCGGGGCGGCCGGGGCCCCCGGCACCAUAGCAGCAGCCGCAGCAGCUGGUCCCUCAGCCCAUCCCGAAGCCGCAGCCUGACUCGCAGCCGCAGCCCCAGCCUGAGCCGCAGCCGCAGCCUGAGCCGCAGCCGUAGCCGCAGCCGCAGCCAGAGUCACUCGCCGUCACCGCCGAGGGAGAAGCUGAGCAGGCCGGCAGCGUCCCCCGCUGUGGGCGAGAAGCUGAAAAAGGCAGUGCUGAGGCCACGUGUGAUUGGAGGUGGCAGCUGCUUUUUCUUCCUCCCAGGACCGAACCUGCCGCUGGUAAAGAGACAGGAGCUGCCAAAGUCACCCAAGCUGACGCCGCAGGAGAAGCUUAAGCUGAGGAUGCAGAAGGCACUCAACAGGCAAUUCAAAGCAGAUAAGAAGGCAGCGCAGGAGAAGAUGAUCCAGCAGGAGCAUGAGCGCCAGGAGCGGGAAGACGAGCUGCGUGCCAUGGCCCGCAAGAUCCGCAUGAAGGAACGGGAGCGCCGAGAGAAGGAGAGAGAGGAAUGGGAACGCCAGUACAGCCGGCAGAGCCGCUCGCCCUCCCCCCGCUACAGUCGAGAAUACAGCUCUUCUCGAAGACGGUCAAGGUCCAGAUCCCGAAGCCCCCACUACCGACAUUAGGCAGAAGUGUGGGCGGGCAGAGAUGAGGUGGGGGGACAAGGGCUCAAGCUGUGAUGCUGCUGGUUUUAUCUCUAAUAAAGUCACACGUUAUUUAA
This is a messenger RNA of Bubalus bubalis (water buffalo), 2554 nucleotides long. RefSeq names its product CLK4 associating serine/arginine rich protein (gene CLASRP). The transcript is spliced from 21 exons. Lineage: Eukaryota; Metazoa; Chordata; Mammalia; Artiodactyla; Bovidae. Bases 375 to 2459 code for a protein of 694 amino acids. The record is from RefSeq and is a predicted model, not a curated record.